This is a messenger RNA of Scaptodrosophila lebanonensis, 2104 nucleotides long. RefSeq names its product translation initiation factor eIF-2B subunit delta (gene eIF2Bdelta). The transcript has 4 exons. The coding region runs from base 261 to 2042 and encodes 593 amino acids. The record is from RefSeq and is a predicted model, not a curated record. NCBI's taxonomy places the organism in Eukaryota, Metazoa, Arthropoda, Insecta, Diptera, Drosophilidae.
UUAAAUGGGUGGCAAGCCCAAUUGUAACAGCUGUUAAGAAUUGUCAUCGUGAGCAAAAUCAACGCAAGCUUUUGGCUUACAUGUGAUAAAUUUGCAAAGUAAACUAUAUCAAAAAGGCAAUAUUUAUUAGUGCUUCUGAAUCAACAUCAACAGACCCGGGUGCUCCCAAACGCAGGAAACCCCGCCAACGGAAUCGGCCUAGAAACAAACGCAAUCGUGUUGAAGAUAAAGAAAUUGAAACUGUUCAGCAUUCGCUUCAAAUGGAGACUUCUAUUCCAACAGUGAAGAAACUCAGCGGGCAAAGCACACAUGAGAGUGCCCUAAUUGCAGCCACGGACAAGACCCGUGAACAAAUUAUGGCUGAGCGCGAGGCCAAGAAGCAGGCAAAGCACAACAAAAAGAACCAAAGCAAAACAGUGCCAACGCCGCCCACAACAAAGAUUAUAACUGAAGUGGAACAAACUACAAUAACGACCAGACUUACAACUACAACGACCACUACAAAUGAUAGGCAAGAACAAUUAGCAACAACAGUGGCAGCUGCAGUUCCUACGAAAACAACAAGUGUAACUUCAACAACAACUUUGGAAUUGGGCGAAAACACGCGAGAAAAGAUUAAAGCUGAGCGCGAAGCAAAGAAGGCCGCUAAACAAGCUGUAAAAUCGGCAAAAGUUAGCGGUGGCAAUGUCGAUGCAGCAGCUCAGAAAUUGGCUAAUUUGCAGAUUCAGACCGCUGGUGCAACUGAAGCGGCGGAAUCGGAAAAGAAAAAGCCCGCACUCAGCAAAGCUGAGCGGCGUGCCAUUCAGGAAGCACAGCGUGCCGCAAAAGCACAAGGAAAAGCUAAGAAAGACACAACUAAGACACUAACAGCAGGUGCACCAGGCUCCCAGGCGAUUUCUCCACCUACUAGCACUAUUGGCUCUAAGGAAAUCAAGCGCGACAAUGAUUCACCAUCGAAAAUAGAAGGUUCACCCGUCAAAUCUGUGCCUUCGAAGACCGAACGCGAUCAUAAUGUAAAGCUGUUCAAUCAUUUGUUAUGCACAUCCAAGGAUGCUAGCCAGUUUAUUAAUGAUCCACUUGUGCAUCCAAGCAUGGCACGUCUAGGCGAGCAAUACGCUAAACGCAUUGUUGUCGGUUCUAAUGCGCGAUGCAUUGCUUUUCUUAAUGCCCUGCGGCAAGUGGUGCAGGAUUUCGAGACUCCAGCCAAAAAGGAAUUUGGUCGUAGCUUAGAUGUAACAGUCAAACAUCAUGUGGAUCAUCUGCAUAAAUGUCGUCCGCUAGCUGUUUCAGUAUCUAAUGCUUAUAAACAGUUUAAAAAUCAGUUGACACAACUUCCCGUGGAUAAACCUGAAACCGAGCUAAAGGAUCUGCUCAGUCAUUUUAUUGACACAUACAUAGAGAAUCAAAUUGGCAAGGCUGCGCAGGCCAUUAGUGGUUUCCUGCAAGAGAAAAUCACAAAUGGCGAUGUGCUUCUCACUUUCGGUUGCUCCUCCCUUAUACAUUACAUCUGUGAAGAGGCAAAACGACGCCAGGUCGCCUUUCGCGUUAUUGUCGUUGACUCGCGUCCCUUCUGCGAGGGUCAAGAGAUGUUGAGACGCCUAAGUGCCGAUGGUAUACCCUGCACCUAUGUCCUAAUUAAUGCUAUCAGCUACGUCAUGCCUGAGGCUACGAAGGUGUUGCUAGGAGCUCAUGCACUUCUUGCCAAUGGCUAUGUCAUGGCGCGUACAGGCACCGCACAAGUGGCUCUUGUCGCAAAUGCUCACAAUGUUCCCGUCCUGGUUUGUUGCGAGACCCACAAGUUUAGCGAACGUUUCCAAACAGAUGCCAUUGUCUACAACGAGCUAGGCGAUCCCAAUGAGUUAGUACGCAGUGACAAAUGUUGCUUACUCAACUGGCAAACCAAGAGCAGAAUGACGCCAUUAAAUUUGAACUAUGACAUAACGCCUCCGGAAUUGGUCAGCGCCGUGGUCACUGAGGUAGCAAUUCUGCCAUGCACCAGCGUUCCUGUCAUUUUGCGCAUAAAACCGGAAAUUGGAUAUUAAUAUAAGUAAUGGCUGUCACUUCGAAAAUUAAUAAAUUUUUUCAGUUUGUAAGAAUUGACUAA